AUGGAUCAAGAGAAGAUCAGGUCUGUUUUGGACUGGGAAGCGUCGAAGAAGGAGAGAGCAGGCAGCGGUGGUGAAGCCGGAUGCUCGAAGCAAUUUUCUUUUUUUUACGACAAGACAGCUCAAGAGGAGGGGAGAGCGUCAGGACGGCUUCAAGGAGAACGUCGAGAUGCCAUCAGUUUGGAGCACGAGGCCAGCAGAACUUGCUGCAGAGGAGAUCCGGUAACUGUUAUGAAUGUGGAGGAGUGGGGCAUUUUUCUCGUUACUGCCCCAAUGUUCAAACGGACGAAUGCUGCUGGGGGAGUGCAGAAUAGACCAGCUGAAGAUGGAAGAGUGCACGUUGUGGAGCCUAGAGCCCGGGAAGCUCUAAAGAAAGGAGGAGGAGACGGAAGGAUGUAUUCUAAAUCUAUGUCCGAAUUGGACAGUGCGAAGAUGAUCAUUGAUGCUGGGAGUUCGGAUAACCUAGCGUCCACGGAGAUGGUGGGUCAGUUGGGGCUGGGGAAGUUAGAGCAAGACGUCUGGUGUGAGGUCGUCCCUAUGUAUUACAUAUCCUACUCGGAAGACCGUGGUAAUACGUGUAGGGUGUUACCUGCGUAG
This is a messenger RNA of Lactuca saligna, 594 nucleotides long. Lineage: Eukaryota; Viridiplantae; Streptophyta; Magnoliopsida; Asterales; Asteraceae. The record is from the annotation of a GenBank genome assembly.